AUGGAUAGCAACGCCUCGGAGCUGAAGUCCACUGCUGACACCCUUCUUCUAAAUAAUGAUACCUUUUACGGGUAUCAAUGGACUUGUUUCUCUUCUCCUCAAGAUGGACCGCUUCGCUCGCGGGCCGAACUGUUUUUGGCAUCCGUGAAUUGGCUUGCACUCCUAGGUUACGCAUCUAACAAGCGGAAUGGAAUCACCUGCAAGCUACUCCCCGAUAUUGGCCUUGGUACAAUCAACCACAUGGUUCGAAUUGUCGAAUUUGCAGAUAAAUCCCGAUGGGUGGCGCGACUCCGAAUGCCUCUCCUCGCAGAAUUCUGUUCCUGUGAAGAUGUUUUAAAGGCGGAAAUAUGA
Molecule: messenger RNA, 351 nt
Organism: Venustampulla echinocandica
Lineage: Eukaryota; Fungi; Ascomycota; Leotiomycetes; Helotiales; Pleuroascaceae
Exons: 2
Coding region: 1-351 (116 amino acids)
Source: RefSeq, a predicted model, not a curated record